Messenger RNA from Pseudogymnoascus destructans, 1195 nucleotides. RefSeq lists its product as uncharacterized. The coding region runs from base 1 to 1029 and encodes 342 amino acids. The transcript has 2 exons. Lineage: Eukaryota; Fungi; Ascomycota; Leotiomycetes; Thelebolales; Thelebolaceae. The record is from RefSeq and is a predicted model, not a curated record. Gene Ontology annotation, cellular component: membrane.
AUGGCCUCACCAACUACCACGCCGACCUCGGUUCUCGCCGCGCUCGCCUCCUCCUCCGCAGCGGCCACCACAGCCUCCGUCACCAAAAAGGGCGAAUGCGAGCUCCUCGGCCCCUUUGCCCUGCUCGUGCAGCUCGCGCUCGGCGGGCUGGCGCUGCUGGCGCUGGUGUUCAAGCGGUGGCGCGAGCGGCCGCAGCGGCUGGUCAAGGUGUGGGCGUUUGAUGUGAGCAAGCAGGUUGUUGGGAGCGUGUUGUUGCAUGCGGCGAAUCUGGUGAUGAGUAUGCUCUCGAGUGGGCGGUUGAGCAUGAAGGUGGAGGAUGUAAUCAUCGAGGCGAGGGACGAGAGUGGGAUCGCGAGUAGAGAUCCGAAUCCGUGUAGUUUCUACUUUCUGAAUCUACUCAUCGAUACCACCAUUGGAAUCCCAAUUCUCAUCUUCUUCCUCCAUGUUCUCACACGCCUCUUCCUCCUCACACCCCUCGGCGAGCCGCCGCAAUCCAUCGAGUCCGGGAACUACGGCUCACCACCCCGCGCGAAGUGGUGGGCGAAGCAGUCACUAAUUUACUUCCUCGGGCUGCUGAGCAUGAAAUUCAUCGUGCUUCUCAUCUUCAUCUUCCUCCCCUGGAUCUCACACAUCGGGGACUGGGCUCUGCGCUGGACCGAGGGCAACGAGAAGUUACAGGUCUUCUUCGUCAUGCUCUUCUUCCCGGUCGUGAUGAAUGCUACGCAAUAUUACAUCAUUGAUACGUUUAUCAAGGGCAAGCUCGAGGGGUUAGAGGGAGGAAGGGGCGUCGAGGACCCAGUCGACAGCGAUGACGAGGGCGGCAGUGAAGCGGAUGGGCUGCUCGCUGCUGAGGUGGAGGUGGUAAAGAAGAAGAGGAAGACCUCAAAUGACGUCGUGGAUAGUGGGAGUGGUGGGAGCAGUCGCAGCGAGGCCGUCCGGGCGAAGCUGCUGACUGAGAGCGAGGAAGGGGGUGAGGAUGCAGACGAGAGGGUAUGGCUUACACAGGAUCAGCGCGAUGAGAGGCGGUGAAGUUUCAUUACGGCUGGAUACACCGGCGCUGCAUCUUCUAUACGGGAUAAGAUGAGGAUGUAAAUAUCUCCACCUUGCAUAGCGACAGUGUCAUGAGCGAUAUACGGAGCGAGACACAUGGCAGUCAGUAUACUAGGACUAGAUACCAAAUAUGAGAAAAUAUCAC